AUGGCUGGCACCUACAUAUCACAUUAUAUUAGAAGUGGAUUGGUAUUGUGGAUUGGCAAGUUAAUUGUUUCUUUACAAAACAAUACAAAUCCUGACAAGAAGGAUAAACCACAAAAGAAGACUGUCAGGAAAUAUGGAGUGGGUUUUGGACCACGAGGGUUCUAUGGCACAAUGGGUGGGUCCAGUAACGUACAUGAACGUAUAGCUAAAUUCACUGGCAGAGAAGAAGCUAUAGUUUACUCAUUUGGGUUUGCUGCCAUAGCUAGUGCCAUACCUGCUUUCUAAAAGAAAACAGACAUCAUCUUUUGGUGCUGGAUACUGCUUAGUGCAUCACUUCCACCAUUGCUUACUACAGCUGCAAUAGAGGCACUCGAUACUAUGGACAAGUCACCUGAGAUAUUUGAAAAACUCAGAGAGAAUGCUAAGACAUUAAGAACCUUUUAA
Gigantopelta aegis is the source of this 444-nucleotide messenger RNA. RefSeq names its product 8-amino-7-oxononanoate synthase-like. The record is from RefSeq and is a predicted model, not a curated record. Gene Ontology annotation, biological process: sphingosine biosynthetic process; ceramide biosynthetic process. Gene Ontology annotation, molecular function: pyridoxal phosphate binding; serine C-palmitoyltransferase activity. NCBI's taxonomy places the organism in Eukaryota, Metazoa, Mollusca, Gastropoda, Neomphalida, Peltospiridae. Gene Ontology annotation, cellular component: endoplasmic reticulum.